Molecule: messenger RNA, 921 nt
Organism: Durusdinium trenchii
Lineage: Eukaryota; Dinophyceae; Suessiales; Symbiodiniaceae
Source: the annotation of a GenBank genome assembly
GGCCUGCAAUGCUGCAGCAUUUUAUAUCCUGCAGCGGGAGCAAGGGUUCGACUCCAACUCCACCUUCAAUGUUGCUCUCCUCGUGCUGGUUUCCCUGUUCCUUUGUGGUUUGGCCUUGUCCAAUGGCUUGGAUCCUGGUGCAGUGGAUCCAGAUGAGGUGCAAUAUUUGAAGGAGUGGCGCACAAGUCCAAAAGUUAAGGUGACGUUGCCGCGAGAUCCCACGGAGGAUGAGAUCUUCGUUGUGGAAACCUCUGACGAGGAGGAGAAAGAGCCAUAUCGGUGGUGCCGAAGCUGCAACUUGUGGCGCCCUCCAGGGGUAUCGCAUUGCUCUGAGUGCAGGAAAUGCUUUUGGCGCAUGGACCAUCACUGCUGGCUGAUUGGAAACUGUGUCGCCAUGCGGAACCAUCGCUUCUUCACACUCAUGGUGGUUUGUGGGUGUUUGGCAUGGACCUCCGUCUUGGUGAAGACGCUGUGGGACUUCUUCCUGGAGGAGACUCAUCGAAAUUUCCUGGAAUUUGAGUGGUUUGACAUCAUUGCAGUUCUUUUCAUUGUUUGGUCACUACUCGGCUUGGCCUUCUUGGUGCCCUUCUCGCUGUUCCACGUUUCAGCUUUGCUUUGCAACAUCACCAGCAAGAAUGCCUGUGGUCAUCGCCGUAUCAGUUGGACAUCCCGCCGGAUGAACGGUUUCGAGGAGUACGAUCAGAUUUUCUGUGGGCCACUCCAGAUGCGGCCUUGUCAAGAGCAUCGAUCCAUACACAUGCAGCCCCGGGAGACGACCAACGGGUGAGGGAUGAGCAUCACAGAAUCGGUCCAAGCUGUGGGGCUUUAUGCUAAUUCGUUCGAAUGAACAUACACAUAGAUUCAAGGCCAUAGGACCAAAAACCAAAUCCUUUGCAAUUCUAGGAGGAAUCUGAAGAGUUC